AUGCUAAUAGAUGCUAGUAAUCUAGAUACGCUAGAUACUAAAGAGAUAAAAGCAAAUCUACUGUUUAUAUCUAUAGAUUUAUUACUAGAGGUUAGCUUUUUAAGCUACUUGUAUAGUCUUAAGAUAGAUAGAGUAUCUACUACUAUCUUCUUAGAAGAAGCACACUUACUGCUACUAGAAGAAAGCUUUAGGCCUAGGCUAGAAAGUAUUAAUAAGAUUCUUAAUCUAGAGUUUAAUCUAGUAUUUAUAAGCGCUACGCUACCUAGUAGCUUACUUAAUCUAUUAGAGUUAAAGUUUAGUAUCUAUAAGCCCUAUACUAUAAAAGAGUCUACUACUAGAGAUAAUAUAAGCUACAUACCUAUAGAAAGUAAUAAGCCUACAGAGAUAGCUAGAAGUAUUCUAAUAGGAGAAGUAAAGUCUUUAAAAAGUAAAGAGAAGAUAAUUCUCUAUACUAGAACUAAAGAAGAAGCUAGAAGGGUAGCUAAGGCGUUUGCUAUACCUUACUACUAUAGCACUAUAGAUCUAGAAGAAAAAGUGCUACUAGAGAAAAAUCUAAGCUUAUUUCUAGAUAGUAAUAAUAGUACUUAUACUAGCAUAGUAGCUACUAGCGCUUUAAUAGUAGGGAUAGAUUAUCCUUUUAUUAAGAGUAUUCUCUUUAUCUAUAUCUAUAAUAGCUUUAUUAAUACUAUACAAGGUAUAGGUAGAGUAGCUAGAUUGUUAAAAGAAGGCAAAGCUUUUCUAAUUUAUCCUAGUACUAUAAAAGAUAGAUUAGUAGAGACUUCUAUUAACGCUAGUAGUAUAACUACGUUAGAAGAGUUUAAAGUAAUAGAUAAUAACAAGUUAAUAGAGUUUCUACUAGAUAGAACUUGUAAUAGAAGAAUACUAGAAGAAUAUCUAGAAGAUAAGCAAGAGCUAACUUGCUCUCUAGAAGUAGCUAAGUGUAAUAGUUGUUUAAAAAGAAGUAAAAGUCUAGAAAAAGCUAAAGAAAGCCUAACUAGCAACUCUAUUCUAGUAGAGACCUUAAAAGUUAAAAUAAUAGAAAAAAUAGAAGAUUUUACUACUAAAUUUUGUAUUAACUGCUUCUUUAGAUAUAAGUAUACUAGCUAUAGCACACACUCUUUAGAGGAUUGCUCUAACUAUAAAAGUAGCUUAGAGAAUAGAGUAAGAUCUAUCUUUAAAGUUAUAAAAACACCUAUCAAUAAUAGAGGUAUUAUACCACCUAACUUAGUAUGCUACUAUUGCUAUUUACCUAAGUUUAUCUACUACUCUAAGAGUAAAGCUACUUGCUUAUAUAGAGAUAUAAUAGUUAACUAUAUAGUAUUUCUACAAGAACUAAUUAAGAGAGAUAUCCCUAUUUCUAGCUUAGAAACACUAUCUAAGCUUAAAGAAGACUAUUUAAAAGAUACUAGCUAUACUACUAAAGAAGACUUUAUAAUAGUAGAGCUACUAAGUAAGGUAGUAGAAGUAGAUACUAAGAAGGUUCUUUUCCUUUAUAAGAUUCUACUAGAAGUUACACUACUAGACCUAGAAAAAGAUAUAAAAGAAGUAGAGAGUAAAUCUACUACUAGUUCUACUAGCGUAGUAUCUAGCAAUCUAGCUACUAGUAUAGAAGAAACCACUUUAGAAAGCUUAAAAUCUAUCUUCUAUACUUAA
Messenger RNA from Ascochyta rabiei, 1653 nucleotides. RefSeq lists its product as uncharacterized. Gene Ontology annotation, biological process: double-strand break repair via homologous recombination. NCBI's taxonomy places the organism in Eukaryota, Fungi, Ascomycota, Dothideomycetes, Pleosporales, Didymellaceae. The transcript has a single exon. Gene Ontology annotation, molecular function: 3'-5' DNA helicase activity; four-way junction helicase activity. The record is from RefSeq and is a predicted model, not a curated record. Gene Ontology annotation, cellular component: cytoplasm; chromosome. The coding region runs from base 1 to 1653 and encodes 550 amino acids.